Molecule: messenger RNA, 2994 nt
Organism: Synchytrium microbalum
Lineage: Eukaryota; Fungi; Chytridiomycota; Chytridiomycetes; Synchytriales; Synchytriaceae
Product: chitin synthase
Exons: 9
Coding region: 1-2994 (997 amino acids)
Cellular component (GO): cell periphery; cell septum
Molecular function (GO): chitin synthase activity
Source: RefSeq, a predicted model, not a curated record
AUGCAAACAUCAGGAAGAACUGUCGUAUUGCAAUCAUCUCAGGCUGUAUCUAACACAGAUGGAUCACAGGGUGGUGAUACAUCAUCAACCGACAUCGAACUUCCAAGUCAUCCAUCACUAUAUACUCUUCCACAUCAACAUCCCAACAAUCGAGACCCAUGGAAUCGUCCUGAUGUAACAAUCGGAAGAGGCCCAUCGGAUCUUCGAAAUGCUUCUCGAACCAUCGGUCGUCAGAAGACACUCACUCGCAACAAUACCACAACAAACAGACGUCUCAGACCUAUGAUGAGAAGUGAAAAUGAUGCACCGCCUAUGGCACGAUCUGGUGCAACUAGUAGUCGUAAAGCAUCACCUCUAUCUAGACAACCAACAGGUCGUAAAGAUAAUCAACGAAGCUGGUGGACCAUUACGUCUCUGAUCAUGACGUGUCUAUGCCCAUCCCCUUUGCUUCGAGCCAUGGGUUUGAAGACAAAGCAAGUCGAACAGGCAUGGCGUGAAAAAGUGGCUCUAUGUAUGAUCAUAUUUUUACUUUGCGUGACUGCCGCAUUCUUGACAUUUGGUCUACGACGAACCUUGUGUCCUCCAGGAGCAGAGCCCACUUCUCGCUUCAAUCAAACCUUCGACACCUUUCCAAAACCACUUGUAUUCUUCCCUAAUUAUAUCAUCGCAUUUGGUUUAUUGUAUGACUAUGAUACUCUUGCCAAUGAGUUGGCUUUCAAACAAGGUGUCUUCUUGACUGACAAUUGGAGGGGUGCUGAUCUUACCGCUCUCUUCGCGCCACGUGUCGAUGCUUGUAAUGCCUUUACAUCACUAUCUUACAAUUGCACGAUCGCUGAUCCAAAAGGACUUGGCCCUGCAAUUCCAUCUUCAGGAGGAUCAUGUCCACCAGCAAGCCUCUUGGCUCCUUUGAAGUCUGAUUAUCGUCUCUUUUUCGACUGGGACGAUGUCGCUCAAGGCAUUGCAGAUCCUGAUAAACUCACCGUCUUCAAUGGUAUAGUCCUGAACCUGACCCAAUACCAAGUCAACCCUCGAGGUCAAUUUUUCUCCAACCUUACUGGUGUCAUGAGAAGGCUUGAGUCUGCAGUAGGACGUGACGGUACCAAACUAUUCUAUCAGUCUCAAUCCCAAUUAAGAGCCACAAAUUGCCUACAGCAACAAUUUGUCUCUGGCUUUGUCGACAAAGAUACCAUUGGUUGCUUUGCCGCUUCAAUGAUUGUCGCCAUGUCUGUUGGGGUCAUAGGAAUGAUUGUCUUCAUCAAGUUUGUUAUGGCCAUUGCCUUUCAUUGGGUUAUCUCGCAUGCCUUGACCAGACCUCGUGUUCGCCGCUUCGGACCAUUCUUUACGUCUCGAUACACUACCGCCUCUACUCCAAUCGUCUCGAAGAGUCCAGAUCUCUCGAGCGAUGGUAGCCUCAACAAGGAUGAAGACGACUUUUACGUCUUUCUAUUUGUCACAUGCUAUUCUGAGGGUGAAGAGGGCAUUCGUGCUACUCUGAACUCAUUGGCAGCAACAGACUAUCCUGAUCGUAGGAAGAUGCUCUUUAUUGUUUGUGAUGGACAGAUCCAAGGAGCUGGGAAUGAUAAAUCUACUCCAGAUAUUGUUUUGACUAUGAUGGAAAGUGAUCCUCGAUUGGGUGUACCUCAUCAUCAAUCUUAUAUCGCUAUUGCUGAAGGAGAACGACAACACAAUAUGGCUCAAGCUCAUGGUGGAUGGUAUACGAUUGAUGGCCAUCGAGUACCCAUAAUGGUCAUCGUCAAGACUGGAACACCCAAGGAGAGAACUGGUCGCAAAGCUGGCAAUCGUGGCAAAAGAGAUUCUCAACUAUUGUUUAUGAAUUUCUUGUCACGAACUCUACUCGAUGAUCGUAUGACCCCUCUUGACUAUGACAUGUUUUGGAAGAUUCAUCAUCUUUCACUUCAUACUCCUCACAAAUUUGAAGCAGUCUUGAUGGUGGAUGCAGACACAUCAGUCAAAGCAGACUCUUUGACCCACUUGGUCAAUGCCUUGCAAAAUGAUGUAGACAUCAUUGGCUUAUGUGGCGAGACUCGUAUCUCAAACAAGAGGCAAUCAUUCGUCACCUUGAUCCAAGUUUUCGAAUACUACAUCUCGCAUCACUUGGGCAAAGGCUUCGAAUCUGUAUUUGGAGGCGUCACUUGUCUUCCUGGAUGCUUUUGUAUGUAUCGCAUCAAAGCUCCUAAAGGACCAGAGGGAUACUUUGUACCUCUCUUGGUCAAUCCUGACAUUGUAGAAGAAUACUCUGAGAAUGUCACAGAUACUUUACACAAAAAGAAUCUGCUCUUGUUGGGUGAAGAUCGAUUCUUGACCACACUGAUUCUACGAAACUUCCCUAAACGAAAGAUGGUGUUUGUGCCGCAAGCAAUUUGCCAUACACAAGUUCCCGAGACGUUUAGAGUGCUGUUGAGUCAACGUCGUCGCUGGAUUAAUAGUACUAUACACAAUCUCAUGGAACUUGUACUUGUAAAGGAAUUAUGUGGUAUCUUUUGUUUCUCUCUUCAAUUCGUCGUGGCAAUGGAAUUGUUGGGCACAGCAAUAAUGCCAAUCGCUCUCAUCUUCUUGUUUUCGCUGAUCAUAUUGGCAGCAGCAUUCAACCAAUUUGAUCCCAUCACAUUGAUCAUGUUGAUAGUCAUACUAGGACUACCAGCAAUCCUCAUUGUCAUCACCACACGAAAACUCAUCUAUGUCGGGUACAUGAUGUUUUAUCUAUUAGCACUGCCAAUAUGGCAAGUAAUCUUACCUAUAUACGCCUUCUUACACUUUGAUGACUUCUCUUGGGGUGAAACUCGAAAGACCGAAGGAGAUGAUGGCAAAGGAGGUCAUGAUGCUGGUGAAGGAGAAUUUGAUUCGAGCCAAAUUGUGCUCAAGAAGUGGGUUGAAUGGGAAAUAUUCAGACGCACUGGUGAAAGUACUCCAACGAGUAAGAUUUUUCCAGUUGAAGUACGUAAAUUGCCUUUCUCUGCUGAACAUUCUGUAUAA